Sus scrofa (pig) is the source of this 1700-nucleotide messenger RNA. It is a transcript of the gene MRPS33, whose product is annotated as mitochondrial ribosomal protein S33. Lineage: Eukaryota; Metazoa; Chordata; Mammalia; Artiodactyla; Suidae. The record is from RefSeq and is a predicted model, not a curated record. Gene Ontology annotation, cellular component: mitochondrion.
GGUCUUCCGGGAAGCGGGCGCGCGGCAGAGGAAGGGCACGUCUAGGUAAGGCUGUUCGUGACUUUUAGGGGGUCGGUGGUGACCUAUGCGCGAUGGCUUUAGAGCUCCUGCGGAGGUCUCCAGCCUUGUAGAGUCGCCCCGAAUAGGACGAAUCAAUUUCAUUAACCAGCUCGGCGGUCUCACAGAUCAAGUUGAAAGAUUCUGUAAAGAGGCAUACCAGGAUCCUGCAAAGUCCUAGGGACUCUUGCUCCUGCUGCACAAGAAAUGUCUUCACUUUCAGAAUAUGCUGUGCGCAUGAGUCGUCUGAGUGCUCGGCUAUUUGGUGAAGUUGCCAGGCCUACCGAUUCCAAAUCCAUGAAAGUAGUAAAGCUAUUUAGCGAGCAGCCUUUGGCCAAGAGGAAGGAGACUUAUGACUGGUAUCCAAAUCACAACACUUAUUUUGCGCUUAUGGGGACACUGCGUUUUCUUGGCCUCUACAGAGAUGAGCAUCAGGACUUUAGGGAUGAGCAGCUGCGUCUGAAGAAGCUUCGUGGAAAGGGGAAACCAAGGAAAGGAGAAGGGAAAAGAGCAAUGAAAAAGAAAUGAUGCUGGUCCAUUGGGGAAGAAGAUGCCUUCCUCGGCGACUGAGAGCAGAAGGGCGUGUAUUUAUUGUCUCUCCACAGACUGGAGCCCUGUGAGCUCCCUGAGGUGAAGGUGCUUUGGAGGAACACAGUCAUCUCCAGGUGGAAAUCUAAUCCGGUUGAAUUGAGACUGGUUUCUUGAACAUAUGCUCAUUGUGCAAAAUUAUUUUGGCCUUGGUUCUGUAACCUGAGGUUUCCCUUAUUCCCCAAAGAAAGGAACACAUGAUUAUUGCUGAAUGACUUGUUUGGGAGGGGAUGGGAGGCUGGGGGAGUGGAGGGGAAACUCAUUAAAUGAACAUCCUCAUCACUGCCUUCUCACCUCCCCACUUAGCCAGCCCUAAACUCUUUCAUCUCUCCGGCUGUUCAGCCACUGUCUCCACCACCAAGCUCACAAACUUCAUGCGCCUCUCCACCUACUCCUUUGACAAGAUCUGUAAGAUAAAUGUGCAGGAUAAAAGGCUGUGCCUGGUUAGAGUAUUAAGUAUCUACCGUCCACAAGGAACAAGGUACCAGAGCCCUGGUAAUACAGUGGUUGGCAAGAAAUAGUCCCUACUAAUAUUAUAUAAUUACAUAAAAACAGUUGUAUUACAGGCCACAAAGGAAAAGUCUGGACUUCUGUGAGAAUGAGAGUGUGGAUGGAUCAAGGGACUGACCUAGAGGGACAGCAAGAGGCCCAAACCUCAUUAGGGAGCUUAAAGAAGGCCUUCCUAAAGAGAUGAUAUUUAGGCUGAGCUCUGCGGAAUAAAUUAGAGUUAGGCAAAAGGAAAAUGCUGGGAAAGUGUUUGAGGCACAGAGAACACCAUUUGUAAAACCCUAAGGUAAGAAGAAAUUGUCCUGUUAAAGGUUGAAAAACCACCACUAGCAUGCAGGAAGUGAUAAACAGCAAAUUCAGGACAGAGGUCACCUCCAGGAGGAGAAGCAAUGGGAUUGAAGUCGGGGAUAGAAGGGGUUUCAGUUGUGUCUGCACUGUAAUUGUGUCUGUUACUUUUCAAGCAGAGAGAUGGAUAAACAAGUGUUUGUUACGUUAACUUCAAUAUUUUUUACAUGCCUCAAAUAUUUCCUAAUAAAAAAUUAACUCAA